This is a messenger RNA of Cyphellophora attinorum, 2556 nucleotides long. RefSeq lists its product as uncharacterized. The transcript is spliced from 2 exons. The record is from RefSeq and is a predicted model, not a curated record. Bases 1 to 2556 code for a protein of 851 amino acids. Lineage: Eukaryota; Fungi; Ascomycota; Eurotiomycetes; Chaetothyriales; Cyphellophoraceae.
AUGGCGCCAGCUCGACCUCUCAAGCGCCAGAAAACGAACGAAGGUCCUAUCGACAACAAGCCUGAGGCACUGAAGCCGGAGCAGAUACCAUUGCCGCCUGACUCGCAUAUACAAGUCCCGGCGCCGACCCCAGAUGCAGCAUCGAAGAAGACGUCCGAUACAGAUUCGAGACGUAGCUCCUGGUAUCCGUCAUGGUCCCGCAAGACCGCGUCCAUCGCGGUUGCCAACAGAGAUAACGCCACGAGUGCCGAGACUGCCUCGAUCAUGAGCGACCGCAGUACUCCCCGUCGCCCUUCUACACGGUCUGCCUCCUUAGCCAUGACGCUGGGGAAGGGCAACUCGACUCGGUCCCUGCCUGUCAAUGCCGAGACUUCGAAAGUCAACGCGACACCUGAAGCCAGGACUCCCUCGCGGACGAACUCAAUGCAGGCUGAGGCGGACAAGGGGAAAGAAGUGGCUGGGAAAGAUGCGCAAGGGCCAUCAAAGGCCAAUGAGGUUACUUCGGAGCAGAUACAAGCGGUGGACAAUGGUACGAGCGCCGAAAAGAAGGUUGAUACCUCAAAUAUGACCGGGAGUAUACGCUGGUUCGCAUGGCUCGGAAAGGACGGUCCCGUGUCUGAGCAGGACAAUGCAGCGGAUGCGGGCAAAAGUGCGUCUACAGUCGUUCAUAAUAAGGUUGACGCAAAGCCCGGUGCUGGAGAGCAGGCCUCCCAGCCGCCAGCUGCUGCGUCACUUGAUCAGACGACAACGAAUCGUACAGCAGAGACAACACCGGCUGAGCCGACUGCGAACCAGAAGAGGUCGUGGUUGCAAAUGCUGGGUGGCGAGAGCACGAUGUUACCGUCCAGACCCGUGCCUGGAGCGUCCACAGAACCGACCAGUACACGAGCAAGCGAGCAGAGCAAAAACUUGGACGUGCCGCUCCAGUCACCGACGAAGCCUGAAUCAUCACAGGGGUCGUCGAUAGAAGCAUCACCACCUCCACCACUACCCGGCAAUGCCUCGAAAUCGGCUGGAUGGGUAUUCUGGUCAAGAGAGAAGAAUCCACAGACUGAGACACCGCCAAAUGACGAGCCACGGAGGGGUGAGAUUGCGAUCUCCGACACGCCGUCGCAGAACAAACCAAAACGCACCUCUAUCAGUAUGCCAGACGAGCAAAGGCCAUCCACGAAGGAUAUCAAAGCAUCGGCACCGAAGAAGGCUGAUAAGGCAGGUUCAAUCAAAAGCCUAGAACGUCCACAGACUCCGAUAGAAAAGACAAUCCCGAAAGCGGUCGAUUCGAAAGGAACGAAAAAGAUAGAGUCCAAGAAUGCUGCUGCCACUGCUGUCGAACAGCCAAGUCCUCGCCCUGCAUCGCCAGCGCCAUCAAAACAAGCACAGGACAACCUCCUGCUUCCGGCGUUUCACGACACUUUACAUCUGCACCAGAGCCCUACACUGAUGCAACAGCUCGGCAGACUGCUAUAUUAUACCAGAGAGCCGGAGCCGGAGUUGAAACAUCUCUCCUUGGUCAAGGACCCACCAAGGAUACGAAAUGCCCUCGCUAUUGGCGUUCAUGGCUACUUUCCUGGUCCCAUGGUGCGAACACUACUCGGGCAGCCUACUGGCACGUCUAUCAAGUUCGCAGACAUGGCAGCUAAGUCGAUAAGGAAAUGGACUAAUAAUCGAGGCUACGACUGUCAGGUCAAGACUGCGGCGCUUGAAGGCGAAGGCAAGAUAACCGAGCGGGUAGAGCUGCUUUGGAAGCUGCUGCUGAAUUGGAUCGACGAGAUUCGAAAGACAGACUUUCAAGGCGUGCCAGUUGCUGUAAUGCUGGUGGCCAAGCUGAUCCAGUUUGGCUGCGUCAAUGCUGCUCGUGUCGGCAUCUGCGCGAUGGCUGGCGUAUCGAUGGGCCCAUUCGCUGAAUACAAAUCGAGAUGGAUUAGUGGGUCUGCUGGUGAGCUCUUCGAGUUCUCUGACCCUAACAGCAAGGUGUCCGCCCUGUACCAAGAUGCUGUAAACACUAUCCUCAAAGCUGGAGUGAGAUGGACACUCGUAGGCAGCAUCGAUGAUCAGUUGGUAUCCCUCGAAUCAUCCAUCUUCGCGCCGAUAACACACCCUCACAUCUACCGAGCCGUAUCGAUCGACUCUAAAGUUCACGCACCAGGCUUUCUAUCCCAUCUUGUGGGAUUCGUCCUCAAACUCCGAAACUUGGGCGUGCAAGACCAUGGUCUGAUAAGGGAGCUCUCAUCUCCUCUGGCUGGAAGUCUGUACACGGGCGAGGGUCAUUCGAGAAUAUACGACGACGAGGCAGUCUACGACAUGGCCGUUUCUUUCGCGCUUGAGACGACUGCCUUGUUGGGCGUGGAAGUGACCAAACGAAAUGUCCGAACGACCGGGGCGAAUCCGUACAUUUUGCCCUUUGCGUUACGUGGAAUCUUGGAAGAGGACCUGGUUCGGUCUGAACUCCGCCAAGAGGUCGACCAGUUGCUACAUCAGUUCGAUGAUUGGAAGCCAUCGACCAAAGCGUUGAAAGACGUGAAAUUUCGUCUGGAGGGAGUCCGAUCGAAGCUAUAG